UAGGGGGCCCCAAGCAAUGUUGGGAAAUUUCUCAAGGAUACGACCUGGACGGCCCAUCCCCUUCGCUCCCUCCAAGUCCCUCGACGAGAAGUCGAACAUAUUCAGAGUCAAGGGAGUCUUCGGCGGAAGCAUAUCCGUGGUCGGACCUUCAUAUGAUGAGAUCAUUGGUAUUCCAGACGCCACAAGAAGCUGGUAGGUAACUUUAUUAGUCUGCGAGGAAGACAUGGAAAAGUUGCGGAAGAAGAACGAGGCUUUCAUGCGGGUUCUGCUUGGUUUGGGCAAUGCGGACCUAGUCAAGAUUCAGCCAAUAGGUCACCAAUUCUCGUCGCUCUGUUUAUCUUCGGAAGAAACGAGGAAAGAAAUGCGGGAGUCGUUCGCCUCCUUGAGGCGGGAUGACAACACCAUAAUAACCCCAGGCGAAAUGAAUUCGUUAGCGUUACCUACGUUUAGAUUCGGGCCCUAUGUACAGGAUCUUCAAGACGUACAGGACGUAAAAGGUGGUAGUGCGGAACAACCGCAUCUUUUCGCCACCGGCGACGGGAAGAUUGGGUUGAUACCACCCACUGCUCGCUGUCAAGAUCUGCUUUUCCAGUUCUGGGAUUCGGAUGUCGUUGCUGUAGUAAGAUUCUCUGGGCUAUCGCUCCAGACGAGGAUUGUUGAACGAGCUGUCCUUGCAAAUGAUGAAUAUAUGGGGGAGGAGAAGUUCCCAAGACCAAUGGGUGUGGAUACGGGAUUAAACUUUGGCAAGGGUGUAGAACUGUUUGUAGACAUUCGAACUCUACAACUGUUGACGCAAUAGCAAAUAAAUUCUCUCAAUCUCACCCCCAAUCUACAGCCCUCGACCUCAUCGACAUCCCGUCACUAACGACCGAGCUCGGUGUUCUGAACACAGACGUCGAAGAAGGAACCCGACUGAGUGAAACAUCGUUCGAUGCACCCGCGU
Molecule: messenger RNA, 943 nt
Organism: Hyaloscypha bicolor E
Lineage: Eukaryota; Fungi; Ascomycota; Leotiomycetes; Helotiales; Hyaloscyphaceae
Exons: 1
Coding region: 224-799 (191 amino acids)
Source: RefSeq, a predicted model, not a curated record